This is a messenger RNA of Plenodomus lingam JN3, 231 nucleotides long. Lineage: Eukaryota; Fungi; Ascomycota; Dothideomycetes; Pleosporales; Leptosphaeriaceae. The record is from RefSeq and is a predicted model, not a curated record.
AUGUGCCAUUACGAGCGGAUUGGGCAUCAGUUCCAAUCACACGACUACCCUCAAGCCCCGGGUUCCUACAUCGGUGGCGGCGCUCAGAAUGGCGGCGGAAUGUCGACCCUCCAGAGCCUCGGUCUCAUGUCCUCGCAAGGCGCCAACGGCCCUCUCAGCCCAGGCCCUGAUGGCAACGGUCCACGCGACAACGCCGGAGCUUUCUCCCAGCAGCUUCCACCCAUGGCUUAG